Molecule: messenger RNA, 1017 nt
Organism: Perkinsus marinus ATCC 50983
Lineage: Eukaryota; Perkinsozoa; Perkinsida; Perkinsidae
Exons: 1
Coding region: 1-1017 (338 amino acids)
Source: RefSeq, a predicted model, not a curated record
AUGCGCAUCGCUGCCCUUAUUGUCGUUCUCGUCACCGUAGCAGGUAUGACUGGCCGUACAGCCGAUGAGGUUGAGCCUAUUGGACAGUACUGUGAGAACUCGUGUGCGCAGACUGUGGGUUGCACUGAGUCCUACUGUAAGGAUAAUGGUGUCUGCUUCGGCCUUUACCAUAAGGAUGAGGGUAAAUGCUUCCAGCCAGCCUCUGACUACUACGCUGAUUGCGACGACUCUGUUCUACAACCCGUUCUCUGUCACGAGUAUCCUGACACAACUUGUCAGGAAGUAUGCGAUGGUAUGGUUGGUUGUAAGGAUUCUUCCUGGGGAUCAUACUGUAAGUUUUGGCAGGACCCUCCAGUGUGUUUUGGCAUCAUCGUCAAGGAGGAUGGCAGCCUCUGUCACGCCAGUGGCGACGAGGAAUGUGCCGGAGAGCCCUACCCAUGUCAUAUGGUGACCGUUGGUCCUACUCCCGUGACUACCGAAUAUCCUAUAUCGAAUACCACUGAGGCUGUUGAUACCACUGAGGCUGUUGAUACCACUGAGUAUGUUGAUACCACUGAGUAUGUUGAUACCACUGAGUAUGUUGAUACCACUGAGUAUGUUGAUACCACUGAGUAUGUUGAUACCACUGAGUAUGUUGAUACCACUGAGGCUGUUGAUACCACUGAGUAUGUUGACACCACUGAGGUUGUCGACACCUCUGAGGCUGUUGAUACUACUGCUCCUCAUAAUACUACCGUUCCAACCGAUGGUAUCGUCGGAACGUGGUGCGGUGAUUCGCCGUUUGGAUAUUUGGAGCUGUUAUUCGAUACUUAUUCAGUCUCUAUCUACUUGGCUGGUCAGUACUUCCACUCUGAAUAUAAUUUGAACGAGAGGGAAGUAAUUCUGGUCAAUCCUGAUAAUAGUUUAAUCACCUUCUUGAAUGAGAGAAAUACUAGAAUGAUUACUGAGUACUACACCUACGAGGUGUAUAUCGAAUUCGUCGAGGUGACAACUGUCGUCGCUGUGAAGUGUUCCUAA